This is a messenger RNA of Schistocerca cancellata (South American locust), 584 nucleotides long. RefSeq lists its product as uncharacterized. Lineage: Eukaryota; Metazoa; Arthropoda; Insecta; Orthoptera; Acrididae. The record is from RefSeq and is a predicted model, not a curated record. The transcript has 5 exons. The coding region runs from base 49 to 462 and encodes 137 amino acids.
CUGACUGCUCCGGUAUUACGUCUCGUCCAUCUAGGAACGGCAGGCACCAUGUACUCCGGAAAGCUGGUUAUCCUGCUCGCCGUGCUGGCGGCCUGCUGCUCUGUCAGCUGGGCGAACCCCCACAUGGAGAAGGUGGACAAGUACAUGCACUGCAAGACGUGCGACAAGUACGCCCUCAUCAUGGACGGCUGGGUCUUCUCCAUGUACAACCUGCUCGUCGGCGUGGGCGUGAAGGUGCCUCAGGCGCUCUCCUACUCCCUGCACCUCGCCUUCUUCCUCGUCGCUGUGCUCAAUCAUCUCUUGAAGGCUGACAUCCGUUUGCUCUGGACCGGCAUAAGCAACAUGAUAAAGGAGGUGAUAGCCGACGAGUACCUGAGAGGUGUCCUGAAAGAGGUCGGCUUGAAACUGAUCACCGUCAUUGAGUGCGUUCUGUCGAAGAUGCAUAUCGCGCUGAACUGGUAAUCCACACGUCUGCUUCUCUCUGAAGGAAAAGGAAAGUAGAACCAUGAACACCAUGUCCAAAUAUACGAAACAUGUCAAUUCAAUAAAUUAAAAUUUGAUUCCAGCAUACUCCGCACCCUUAC